Messenger RNA from Apis cerana (Asiatic honeybee), 1069 nucleotides. RefSeq lists its product as uncharacterized. NCBI's taxonomy places the organism in Eukaryota, Metazoa, Arthropoda, Insecta, Hymenoptera, Apidae. The record is from RefSeq and is a predicted model, not a curated record.
AAAAUGUCACAAAUAAAAUAUCAAUUCAAUAAAUUGAAAUUUUAUAUUAUAUAUAUUAAAUAUUUUUUAAACUAUAUUAAACUAUAUGUACUAUAUUUUGAACAUAUAUAUAUAUAUAUAUUUGAAAAUAUUUUAUAUUUCUUUAUCUUGUUAUAUAUAGUUUUAUUAUAGUUUUAUAAGACAUCAAAAUCAAAAUAAACAAGGUUAUUAAAGUUGCAUAACAAUAUUGUUUAAUAUACUUAAUCCGCGAUAAAAUUGUUGAUACAAUUGUUGUACUAAUGACUGUUUUCUUCCGGUAGAAUAUGUAUAUAUAUAUGUAUAUAUAAGGUAUGAACAUUGAAUCAGUGAUUAGAGACAUUUAUUCACUAAAAUCAGUAUUUAAAAAAAAAAAAUGCAUCUUUUUUCUAUUACUUUACUAUUAUUUACUUUCAAUUUAUCUGCAUCAAUUAGAACUUGUGAUAAAGAAAACAAUGGAUUACAGACAGAUUUUCAAUAUAAUAAUGAAUUUUUUCAAGAUAUAAAAGAUUGGUUUUAUAAUUUAAAAAAUCAAAUUUAUGAACAAUUAUUUGAAGUACGAAGUAAAUUAAGAAAUUAUGAAUGGCAAUUAUUAAAUUUAUGUAAGGAUUCCUAUGUUCAUAAUUUCUUUGCUACUUUAUUUUUCAAUUCUAAUGAAGAUUUGAAAUUUCGAAUUGGCAAUUGGUAUUUUAUUCGGAAAGAUUUCAUAAAUCAAAAUGAAUUCAAAUAUAAUUCUGAUGAAUUAGAUGUUACUUCUCAAUCGUCCAGUAUUAUUCAGUCAAAAGAUUCAAUUGAAACUAAUACUGAAAUAACAUCCGAAAUUAUAAAUGAUCUAAAAGUAACAAAAUCUUUACCGAGGAACUUAUUUACGACUAUUUUGAUACAACAAAGCGAUGCGCAAACAACGAUACAAACUAUUGAGCAAGCGAAUGAACAAUUAAAAAACAAUGAAGCUGAUAACGAUUUUGUUCAUAAAGUAUCAGCAGAAGUUCUUAUGGGAUAAUGUAAUAAUGUAAUACCCGAAAAAAUAAUAAAAUUUUAUGAUUUCUUUAAA